AUGGCCGGCACACUCAAAGACCUACUAAGCGACGACAGCGUGUCCGCGGAACAGGCCGCCCAAAUUGUGGCACACGAUUGCAUUGAAGCAAUUGACAAAAAUGAAGACGCGACAGAAAUUGAAAACAAGCUUAAUGAUCUGUGGUCGGAAGUGCUCACCGCUGCUGAGCAAACCCCGCACGAUCAGCAAGACAAGCUAGUGGAAGUCGUUCAGUCAAUCAAACACCUCCCCGAGGCAACCGAAAAAGCCAAGAAGCUUACGGUUUGGGAUGAUGCCAAGAGCUGGGAUGAACUUCCCAUGUUUGGCCCUAAGGCUCGCGAACAGCUCGAUAUCGCCCAAGAAAAGUCUGAAGAGGCUUGUGUCAACAUCAACGCCUUCUUUGCCAGAAUAACCGCAGCAGAUGUCCAGGACUUCAGCCUCUUUGCCAUCUGGACCUUGCGUGAAGCUCUAGAGGAUCCCUCUGCCGAGCAAGUCGCAAAGCAAACCUCACCCAAGUUGUUGAAGGCCGCCUCAGUCUGGUUCAUCUAUGCAUCUGGCGAGUUGAAAAAGGCGAGUAAUGAAGGACAUCAGUUUGAGGGUAAAAUUGCGAAGCCAGGUGCUAGCUUGACAGAGUUCAAAGAUGAAGAUGGAUGGAGGGGUUUCUGUGAAGCGAGGUGGAAGGUUUGGGAGGAUCGACUUACGCCUUUGAAGGAGGCUGAUUUACCAGAAGAGACUAAAUCACUUGUUGCUCGCGCGGUGGACAGUCUGACAAAGGCUUGA
Messenger RNA from Fusarium sp. VM40, 759 nucleotides. Lineage: Eukaryota; Fungi; Ascomycota; Sordariomycetes; Hypocreales; Nectriaceae. The record is from the annotation of a GenBank genome assembly.